This is a messenger RNA of Lates calcarifer (barramundi perch), 2651 nucleotides long. Its product is annotated as cytochrome P450 1B1. NCBI's taxonomy places the organism in Eukaryota, Metazoa, Chordata, Actinopteri, Centropomidae. Gene Ontology annotation, molecular function: iron ion binding; steroid 17-alpha-monooxygenase activity; heme binding. Bases 179 to 1753 code for a protein of 524 amino acids. Gene Ontology annotation, biological process: progesterone metabolic process; hormone biosynthetic process. The record is from RefSeq and is a predicted model, not a curated record. The transcript has 2 exons.
UUAAGGCUUGAAUCUGCAUUCUUCUAAAGUGGUCAUCUGAAGACGUGCAGCACCACUGCUAACCGCUCAACCUGAUCGAGCCCUUCUCACAAGCUUCUGUGGAGGAGGAGUGAGACAGCAUGUGAGUGCUGCUUGGAGUCCUAUUUUUUUUGUGGAUAUAGACGAACAGGACAGCACAAUGGCUCAAGUAGAUGCAGAGUUUGGUGUGAAGAGCAGCAGCAUCAUCAGGGAGUGGAGUGGACAGGUCCAGCCUGCUCUGGUCGCCUCCUUCAUUUUCCUCUUCUGUCUGGAAGCCUGUCUGUGGGUCAGGAACCUCAGGCUCAAGAGAAGACUGCCGGGACCCUUCGCCUGGCCUGUGGUGGGCAACGCCAUGCAGCUGGGCCAGAUGCCCCACAUCACCUUUGCCAGGCUGGCCAAAAAGUACGGCAAUGUAUACCAAAUUCGGCUUGGUUGCAGCGAUGUAGUGGUUCUGAAUGGAGACCGGGCGAUACGUCAGGCUCUGAUACAGCACAGCACAGAGUUUGCAGGCAGACCAAACUUUGUCUCUUUUCAGGCUGUCUCAGGGGGGAAAAGUAUGACUUUCACCAAUUACAGCAAACAGUGGAAGAUGCACAGGAAAAUUGCUCAAUCAACGAUCAGAGCAUUCUCAUCUGCCAACAGUCAGACCAAAAAAGCCUUUGAGCAGCAAAUUGUGGCUGAAGCCACAGAGCUAGUUGAGAUUUUCCUUAAACUCAGUGCACAGGCCCAGUAUUUCAACCCUGCUCAUGAGUUGACAGUAGCUGCAGCUAAUGUGAUUUGUGCCUUGUGCUUUGGAAAACGUUAUGGACAUGAUGAUGUUGAGUUUAGAGCCUUGUUAGAGCGGGUAGAUCAGUUUGGACAGACAGUAGGGGCUGGCAGCUUGGUGGAUGUCAUGCCAUGGCUUCAGUCUUUCCCCAACCCAGUCCGCAGUGUCUUUAAAAACUUCAAAGACCUGAAUCAAGAGUUCUUUGGGUUUGUCCAGAGUAAAAUAAAGGAGCACAGAGAGACAUUUGAUCCAGAGGUAACGAGGGACAUGAGCGAUGCCAUUAUUGGCGUCAUUGACAAGGCUGACAGUGACAACGGACUCACCGAAGGCCACACAGAGGGGACAGUGUCAGAUCUGAUUGGAGCAGGUCUGGAUACCGUCUCCACUGCUCUUCACUGGAUCAUCCUUCUUCUGGCAAAAUAUCCUGAAAUCCAAACCAAACUCCACAAGCUCAUAGACAAAGUGGUAGGCCCAAACAGGUUGCCAUCAAGUGAGGACAGAAGAAGCCUGGCAUACUUGGACGCCUUCAUCUACGAAACAAUGCGCUUCACCAGCUUUGUCCCCAUCACCAUCCCCCAUUCAACAACCUCAGAUGUCACCGUUGAUGGUCUCCACAUCCCCAAAGACACGGUGGUCUUCAUCAAUCAGUGGUCCGUCAACCAUGACACCCUGAAGUGGAAGGAUCCACAUGUCUUUGACCCAUCACGCUUCCUGGAUGAAAAUGACUCCCUAGACAAGGAUAUCACCAACAAUGUUAUGAUCUUCUCAGCAGGGAAGAGAAGAUGUAUUGGGGACCAGAUCGCCAAAGUUGAGGUAUUUCUGUUCUUUGCAAUUCUACUCCACCAGUGCAGCUUUGAGAAAUGCCCCGAUGAGGACUUGUCUUUAAACUGCUCAUAUGGUUUAACACUGAAGCCUUUAGAUUACAAGAUUGCUGCCAAACUCAGGGGACAACUACUUAAAGGGCAAUAAAAAUCUGUUGGACUAUGGGUUCCCCAAGUAAAGAACAGCAAUGUGAUGUGAGUAUGUGUUUUUCAUAUAAACAGAACAAAGGAUUUUUAUAUAAUAGCCUUUAAUUAACCCAAAAAAUGAUAUUGAUUAUGAAAUGAAAUUGAUAAGCUGAAAAUAUCUGCCAGUUUAUGUAUUGCAAGUACGCAUCUUGAUAGCGGCAUUAGGAAGCAUGUGAGUCAUAUCUGAACUCUAGGACAAUUUUACUUCUCAACUCUGAAAAAACUGUGACUGUAAGUGACUGACAAAACCUGAAUAUAUCUGUACUGCACCAUGUAAGAAACAAAAAAAAAAAAAAUGUAAUCAAAGCUUUGUUGUGGUUGCCCAAAGCCACAAUUCAUAAUAAACCUUAAGUAUGUAUUGUUAUUUAUAUGGGGGUAUUUAGUGGAGUCUCCCCCUAAAUUGCAAUAUAAACCAGUGGUGAUGAAUAAAUUUCGCUUUAAGAGCUUUUUUCGCUUAUGGGGAGAAAUCAGGAACCAGCUGUGUGGUCUCGAUUAUUCACCCAGACACUCAUUUAUCUUCAUAUGUACUGAACGUUUUUAUGUUUGAGCUCAAUACAAAUACAGUGUGCAUGUCAUCUACAUUCAUAUACUCUUAAAUCAUGCCUAAUACUGUUGUAUUCAAUAACUCGUGUCACAUGUAACAUAUAUCUAAAAGCUACUAAUUUAACUGUCUUAGUUCUUUAGUACACAUAAUACAUCACUGUACAAUGUGUUUCAUAAGGCAUACCAGAUUGUCUUGAAUAAUAAGCUGCACAGAAUAGCUAAAUAAUGUUUUCAUAAUGAACAUGACCCUGUGUGAUACAGUCUGUACUCUACGGUGUGACCAAAGCCUUGAAUGUACAAUAAACAUUUUGGACUGA